This is a messenger RNA of Brassica napus (rape), 798 nucleotides long. RefSeq lists its product as uncharacterized. Gene Ontology annotation, molecular function: zinc ion binding; nucleic acid binding. The transcript has a single exon. The coding region runs from base 1 to 798 and encodes 265 amino acids. NCBI's taxonomy places the organism in Eukaryota, Viridiplantae, Streptophyta, Magnoliopsida, Brassicales, Brassicaceae. The record is from RefSeq and is a predicted model, not a curated record.
AUGGAGUAUCUGAAUAUCUUAAAGACGAUAAAGUGUUUGGACACGUAUAAGUUCAAAGGAGGAAUCAACACGUUUGAGGCAGAAGAGUGGAUGCACAUGAUGGAGACAAACUUUGAAGCAAUGAUCUGUCCAGACAAAUACAAGAAGAGAGUGGCGGUUUACUAUCCACAAGGAGAUGCUCGUAACUGGUGGGAAAGCGUGGAAUGUCAACAUGGAAAUCAUAUUACAUCUUGGGAUGUAUUUCAGAAGGAGUUCAGAAGGAAGUACUUUCCACCCGAGGCAAGACAUCGAUUGGAGAGGCAGUUCAUCAAUCUUACCCAAGGGGAUAGGACAAUACGGGAGUAUGAAGCAGGAUUCACAAGUCUUCGUCGCUAUGUAUUUAACGGCCCGGAGGACGAAGCAACAAUGAUCCGAAACUUCAUGUUUGGAUUGCAAUCUGAACUAGGUAGCAGACUCGCGGCAUGCAACUAUAGAAAUCUCACAGACUUAGUCGAGAGGGCCGUAAAUGUGGAAGUUGCGGUAGCAGUAGAAGCCAAGAAUGAAUCAAAAAGAAAAGGCGUUAGUGGCCAGAAGGGAAAACAGAUAGUUCAGUUCAAGGAUUCCAGUAAGCUAGACCUAUCCAGGAAAAGAAGCCAUGACUCAAAAUCUUGGAAUGGAAACCAAGGAUGUUUUUAUUGUGGAGAGGUUGGUCACAUUGCUCGACACUGCGUGGCAGAGCAAGCAGCAUUAGCCGAAGAACAUCCCCCACUUGCCCUACUGGAAGACAGACCCCCGAGAAAGAGAAGGAAUAGGAUCUAG